AGCAAGCUUGACUUAAGGAUGUCAGGACGCGGCAAAGGCGGUAAGGGGCUCGGGAAGGGCGGCGCCAAGCGCCACCGCAAGGUCCUGCGCGACAACAUCCAGGGCAUCACCAAGCCCGCCAUCCGGCGCCUGGCCCGGCGCGGCGGCGUCAAGCGCAUCUCUGGUCUCAUCUACGAAGAGACUCGCGGGGUGCUGAAGGUAUUCCUGGAGAAUGUGAUCCGAGACGCUGUCACCUACACAGAGCACGCCAAGCGCAAGACAGUCACCGCUAUGGACGUUGUCUACGCGCUCAAGCGUCAGGGUCGCACCCUCUACGGCUUCGGGGGCUGAGACCGAACCCGCAAGCUCGCUUUCUGCAGCAAAACCAAAGGCCCUUUUCAGGGCCACCUAUUCUUUCACUUAAAAGAGUCUGUCAGUGUAUGUAUUUAUACGUUCGACUUUGUUUCGUGGUGUCUUGUUUU
Molecule: messenger RNA, 461 nt
Organism: Rhinolophus ferrumequinum (greater horseshoe bat)
Lineage: Eukaryota; Metazoa; Chordata; Mammalia; Chiroptera; Rhinolophidae
Product: histone H4
Exons: 1
Coding region: 19-330 (103 amino acids)
Biological process (GO): nucleosome assembly
Cellular component (GO): nucleosome
Molecular function (GO): DNA binding; structural constituent of chromatin; protein heterodimerization activity
Source: RefSeq, a predicted model, not a curated record